Vicia villosa (hairy vetch) is the source of this 4515-nucleotide messenger RNA. RefSeq lists its product as uncharacterized. NCBI's taxonomy places the organism in Eukaryota, Viridiplantae, Streptophyta, Magnoliopsida, Fabales, Fabaceae. The transcript has 13 exons. Gene Ontology annotation, molecular function: DNA helicase activity. The record is from RefSeq and is a predicted model, not a curated record. Gene Ontology annotation, biological process: DNA repair; telomere maintenance. The coding region runs from base 1 to 4515 and encodes 1504 amino acids.
AUGGAACGUGAUGACAAUAUUGAUCCAGUGACAAAAGCAAGAGCCAAAAGAUCCUUAGUUUUGAAAGAAAAUCGUUCAAAACGAACGAAACAUAAUCCUCACCAACCGAUAAGUUUGGAGACCUCGCAUAAUUCUCCAACCUACUUGACACCGAGACAACCAUUGUCCGACCUGACUCAAUCAUUUCGAAACCAGAAUUUUCAGUCACAACCUCACAAUGAGGCUAUUUUUAAAAGUCGAGUUUUUGCCGGUUCAGAACCUAGCCCAUCAAGAUAUGGUUUUAAAACAAAUUUGAGGACCGCCCACUUAGAGUCAUUAGGAACCAAUUUACUGUCAAAGUUUACCGCAGAUGCAACUUUAAUUUCAAGUGAAACCUUUACGCAGUCAACAUUGGAACCUACCAAAGACCGAAGACUUGUGACUAACAAGCCUGCCCGGGGCAGCCCUAGAAACCACUUGGGAGUUCCAAAUAUAGCAUUUAAUUUGAGCAGAAACUUGCCUAUCGAAACAAAUCAUAUUGGGACAGCGAAUACUAAAAGGGCAUUCAAAUCAAAGAAUGAAACUAGGACUCAAGGUGUCACAGUUCAACGCGGAAAUUAUGGAAUCAACUCCGUGCUAUCUCACAUAGUAGGAUUGGAUGUAAAAGAACAAUCAACUUCAGCUGUAACACACCCCAACGAGACAAACUAUCUGUUGGAUGCCGUAACUCAACUGCAAUGUCCAACCAUCACCAAACUAGGUAGGGCAUGGCCUCGGAAACAACUUGGAGUUCCCAACCUGGCUAUCAACUUGAGCAUAAAGUUUUCUAUCCAAACGAAUAAACAACAAACAGCCACUGAUAAUGGCACAGCCGAUUCACCCUCACAAAAUAGCCACAGAUCUGAGCUGUCGUGUCCUAUUUUUACGCCGACUGUCAAUUUGGAUUUUAACAGCGACUAUGAAGAUGAUAGUGAAUAUGACCCAUUCGCAACAUAUUUAUCCAAAGAUGACGAAUGGUCCGAGUCAGAAGAUAUUGCAGCACCUUUUACAAUUCAUGACAACUCUGGCGGAACUUCUGAAGAUUAUUACGACGUUGGUGACCCUCUCAUUGAAUGCCGUUAUUGUAAAGAAAUAAUGUGGUAUCAAGAAAGGAUGCACAAAAGUUCUCAUGCAGCCAAUCCGAAGUUUAUGCUUUGUUGUGGGAAUGGUAAAGAAGAACUUCCAUUGCUAGAACAACCUCCAGAUAUACUUGCAAGACUUUUGUUCAAUAACAAUAUCUUAGACAGCAGGAAGUUCCAACAUCAGAUCCGAGUUUACAAUAUGAUGUUUGCCUUUAAUUCGCCGAGAGCAAAGUUGGACAAUCGUUUUAACAAUGGACGCGGGCCUCCAACUAUAAGGAUACAAGGUCAAACAUGUCAUCGAAUUGGGAGUUUGUUACCUCCUGAAGGUCAAAAGCCUAAGUUUGCUCAACUAUAUAUAUAUGACACGGAGAAUGAGGUCACUAAUAGAAUGCAAGGAUUAAGGAACUCAAAAAUCAUUGAUGAAAUGGUUGUUCAACAAUUAUCUAAUAUGCUGUAUGAAUGCAAUCCCCAUGCUAAAAAUUUUCAAAUGGCAAGGAAAUGGUUGGAUAAUGGUGAAAAUCAAAACUUGAAGUUGAGACUAAUUUCCGACAGAUCCACAUAUGGGAGAGUAUAUAAUAAACCGACUGUUUCGGAAGUUGCAGCCUUGGUAGUCGGUGAUAUUGACACAGCAGAAAUGAGGGAUAUCAUAAUGCAAACAAAAGGAGGACAACUUCAGAGAAUCAAUGAUCUUCAUGCAAGUUACAUGGCUUUUCAAUAUCCUUUGAUUUUUCCGUACGGUGAGGACGGUUAUAGGCCUGAUGUAGCUCAUGGAGACUUGCCCAGCUAUGAAAACAGCAUAAGAAAUAGGCUUACCAUUAGAGAAUGGCUUGCAUUUCGCAUUCAAACCAGUUUAUGUAAGGCUAAGACUUUGUUAUCUUCACGGAGGUUGUUCCAACAAUUUUUGUGCGAUGGUUACACAAUGCUAGAAUCGAAAAAGUUAGAAAGGCUUAGAAAAAAUCAACCAAAACUUAGGGUCUUCAAGUAUAAGUCUCUUAACGAAGAAGGUGAUCACAGUCAAAAUAUUGGGUCAAGCAUAGGAAAAAGAGUUGUUUUGCCAUCAUCCUUUAUCGGUGGUCGUAGGUUUAUGAAUCAAUUGUACUAUGAUGGGAUGGCUAUUUGUAGUAAAGUUGGGUUUCCUGAUUUGUUUAUUACAUUUACCUGCAACCCAAAUUGGCCUGAGAUUCAAAGAGUACUUGGUCCUCUUCAUUUGAAACCACAAGAUCGGCCGGACAUCAUUUCAAGAAUUUUCAAAAUCAAGUUUGAUAAAUUGCUAACUGAUUUAACCAAGAAAGGUGUACUAGGAAAAGUUCUUGCUUAUAUGUACACCAUUGAGUUUCAAAAGAGAGGAUUGCCACAUGCCCGUGUUCUGAUUUUUUUGCAUCCUUUAAACAAAUAUCCAAGACCCGAAGACAUUAACAAGAUAAUUAGUGCUGAAGUGCCCGAUCCCUUGACACAACCUAGGUUGUACAAUUUGGUAAAAUCUCAUAUGGUUCAUGGUCCUUGUGGUUUGGAAAAUGUUAACUCACCUUGCAUGAAAGAUAGGAAAUGCUCCAAGUACUUCCCCAAAAAAUUUCAACCAACAAUUAUAGUGGACCAAGAUGGAUAUCCUAUUUAUAGGAGACGAAACAGCGGUCACACAAUUGAUAAAAACGGGGUCAUCUUUCAUAGUGGUCAUGUUGUUCCUCACAACCCAAGUUCUGAUCGAAUUUCUGCUGUCAUACACGGUUCUGACAAAAACAACAUCGACGAGAUCAAGCAAUAUUUGGAUUGUCGAUACAUCUCCCCGAGUGAGCCAUGUUGGAGGAUAUUUCCUUAUUCUAUACACGGUCAAAAACCAGCCGUAGAGAGAUUGUACUUUCACAUGGAAGGUGAAAACUCCGUUUACUACAAAGACUAUGAGCAAGUUGGUGAUGUUUUACUCAAACCAAGUGUAACCGAGUCAAUGUUUACAUCUUGGUCUGAGGCUAACAAAACAUACGAAGAAGCUAGAUUACUAACUUUCGGUGACUUUGUUUCUAAAUUUGUUUAUCAUAAAAGAAGCCGAAGUUGGAAACCAAGGAAACGAGGGUAUACCAUUGGUCGACUUAUUUGGGUUCCUCAAAGCACAGGAGAAUUGUUUUAUUUAAGGAUGAUGCUCACGGUAAAAAAAGGCCCUUUAUGUUAUGAUGACAUCAAAAUGGUUGAUGGUAAACAACAUAAAACUUUUAGAGGAUCAUGCUUUGCGAUGGGAUUUCUACAAGAUGAUAGAGAGUUUGUUGAGGCAAUAAAAGAGGCACAUGUUUGGGGUUCUGGUUUAUUUUUACGCAAGUUAUUUGUUACAAUGUUGUUGUCGUCAUCCAUGAAUAGACCGGAACAUGUGUGGAGAUUGACUUGGAAGUAUUUAUCAGAUGGCAUUCUUUAUGAUCAACGAUUAUUGGCAGGAGAUCAAGGUUUGACACUAACUGGCGGGGAGCUAAAAGAACUUACGUUAAUGACUAUUGAAACACUGUUACAAAACAAUAAUAAAAGUUUGAAAGAUUUCAAGCCAAUGCCAUAUCCAAAAGAUUUUGUGGUUUCCUUUAUAGGAAAUAGGCUUCUUUAUGAUGAGCGUCAAUACAAUGUUGUUGAACAUCAACAAAUUUUUGCUAAUUUGUACUCUUCUCUUACAGAUGAGCAAAGAACCAUUUAUGAGGAAAUAAUGGUUGUCGUACAAAAGCAACGAGCCGCACUUAGGUCUCAGAAAAAAAUUGUCUUGCCUGUUGCCUCAAGUGGGAUUGCAAGUUUGUUGCUACCAGGUGGAAGAACAGCUCAUUCUAGGUUUAAGAUUUCUGUCUCUACUUUAGAAACUUCUAUUUGUAACAUUAACAAAAAAGAUGAUCUUGCUGAGCUUCUAAAGAUGACAGAUCUUAUCAUAUGGGAUGAAGCUCCUAUGGCUACAAAAUUUUGCUUUGAGUCUCUUGAUAAAUCCUUGAAAGAUAUUAUGAGUGGAAUGCCACAUGCAUCUCAUAAAAUAUUUGGAGGUAAGGUUGUUGUGUUUGGUGGUGACUUCAGACAAAUUAUCCCUAUUAUACCAAGAGGUACUAGAUCUGAUAUUAUCCAUGCAACAAUCAAUUCUUCUUAUAUUUGGGAUCACUGUAAGGUCUUGAAGCUUACAAAGAACAUGCGCUUACAAUCUGGUGAAACUACUUCUACUACCAAUGACAUUAGGAGAUUUUCAGAGUGGAUUUUAAAUAUUAGGGAUGGGACCGUGUGUGAGCCGAAUGAUGGUUAUGCUGAUAUUUGUAUUCCAGAUGAGUUUUUAAUUUCAAACUUUUCCGAUCCCAUUAAGGCAAUUGUUGAGGAUACCUACCCUGAUCUCAUUCAUAACUAUCUUGAUCCCAUUAAGGCACAUGUUUGGGUAGAGAACCGAACGCAAUUGGUAGCAAUUGUUCCUUAA